Molecule: messenger RNA, 2769 nt
Organism: Fimicolochytrium jonesii
Lineage: Eukaryota; Fungi; Chytridiomycota; Chytridiomycetes; Spizellomycetales; Powellomycetaceae
Product: Alpha/Beta hydrolase protein
Exons: 7
Coding region: 232-2556 (774 amino acids)
Biological process (GO): triglyceride catabolic process
Cellular component (GO): cytosol
Molecular function (GO): triacylglycerol lipase activity; sterol ester esterase activity
Source: RefSeq, a predicted model, not a curated record
ACUUUCACGCGUUGAGAGCAGCCGCCGCGGCAAACAUAAGAACAGCCCCUGCAUUGCCAAACCCCCACCAUGGGCAAAGGGAAAGGGCUCAGCGCAACCGCCAGAAAACUCAUAUACUAAUAGCAUUAGCGGUAGCUGUCGCUGGCCAAAGGCGUCCUUUCACGAUAUUUUUUUCCUUGGUGAACUUGGUGCUCUCCCAGGCAGUUUAUCGCUGAUAGAGUCCCGCGUGGAAUGUUGGACCACGCACUGGGUCGGCCCUCGGCCAAUAUAAAGCGGGUGCAGAUCCUGGUCGUCGUGCUUCUCAUUCACCGGUUCUUGAAAGGCGACGCCGCAUGGCUUACAAGUGGCAAUGGAAAGGCAGCGCUUCUCGCUAGAUGGUUCAACUCCAAGUUCGGCGCAACACAACCAUGGAAAGUUGCUGUAGGAACCUUGACCGCUGGGUGGGUCGCAAAGAACCUUCUCUUGCUUCUGGGAUGGAAUGCACCAGAACCGUUAGCGAAAAUGUAUACCAAGAACUUCUAUAGAUCAUCGUACAUUCUUACGAGUCUCGAUGCAGGAUUCAUGACUGCCAUGAACAUCAAGCCGAAAUGGCUGCGAGACAUUUUGUCUAUCGUCUUUUCUCUGUUCUACCUUUGCUUUCCGGAUACCGCGGACGAAAAGGUCCGAAAGUUCCGCGCUCACCCUACCGUCGACAUUCUGCGAGUGUCAUGGAACAAGUCCUUGAACCCAUACAUCUACCUGGCGGGCGCCAUGCACCGUCCCAAACUUCGCGUUCGCAAGAACAUCACGAUUCCACGUCCGUCACCAGCAUCUCUGAGCUCUUUCCCGGAAGAGAUGGCAAGCAAGCCCAUUUCUGCUCGACUCUACUUUGCGGGAACCGAACGCGACUUUGUUCGUGCAAAGGAACUCAUCCUGAUGAUCCCUGGCGGUGGCUUCAUGGCAAUGAGUCCGAUAUGCCAUGACGAUUACGUCUCGCAAUGGGCCAAAUCGCUCCGCGUUCCCAUCGUCAGUCUUGAUUACGGCAAAGCGCCCGAGUUUCCUUAUCCGUUCGGCUUGGAGGAGUGCUUUGACGCUUACAGGAGUAUUGUGGAGAGCAAUGGAGCCGUGCUCGGCAUGCAGGGACAUUGGCAGACGGAUUCCAGCGGCCAGCGCGUGGCUAGGGCACCUCUGAAGAUCGUCGUCGCCGGUGACUCAGCUGGUGGUAAUCUAGCUGUUGGAAUUACAAUGCGAUGCCUGGAGACCUACGAAAUGCACAUCCCCCCACCGAACGGGCUCAUCCUCGCAUACCCAUGUCUCUCCUUCGACAUGUCAUGCUGGAUGCCCUCAGAACAAGUCAAGCUCAUGCGCGCCGAGUCCCACCACAACCUCUCACUCAAGUCCUUGUCCGAGUCCAAGUCCAACAUGAAAAGGAACUCGCCGUUGACUCCUCAAGAUGCGCCCAGGAAGAUUGACGUUUUCAACGAUGAGGCGGCCAAGAAGUCGAGAUCGUGGUAUAAGGAUGUGAUGAGGCCUUGGUCGAGCCAGAUUAAGAGUCAGGGUAUCACUAUCCCUACGUCUUUGAGUAUGACGAGUCGGAUCAGCUAUUUCACUGACAGGAUCAUUUCUCCAGAAAUGAUGCGUGCCAUGGCUCUUCUGUACCUGGGAGGCUCGCCAAUACCAGUCGAUCUGGCAUCGGAUUACUACCUAAGCCCUGUCAUGGCGCCGGAUGAUCUCCUAGCACGGUUCCCCAAAACAUAUCUGAUCUGUGGGGAGAAAGAUCCAUUCGUCGACGACACAGUCGUGUUUGGAGCCCGCCUCCGAGAAAACAAACAGAAGGCACGCAAGGAAUGGGAACGGAUGAUGCGGCACAUGGAAGCGGAGGAGAAUCAUGGGGUGUACGGGAUAGGCGGCGUUCACAACGGUGUGAACGGUGUGAACGGCACCAAACCUGCACCACCCGCCACCUCCAAUGGCACCCACACCAACGGCAUCAGCACCUCCCGCGAAGCCAACCCCAUCCGCACCCACAUCUUCUCUCGCGACCCCGACACCAUGAUCCGCGUAAAAGUACUCGAAGGCCUCUCCCACGGCAUCCUCCAAAUGCUCGCCCUUCUCCCCGAAGGCCGCCAAGCCACCCGCCUCAUGGCCGACUGGUUCAACGAAAUGUUCGCCGACCCGGGCGUCGACGACCAUGGCGAAGACCUGACCGAGUUCAUGAUCCGCGAUAUCCACCGCAACGACGGUAAGUCCGACCACAUCCCCGUCGGACCCUUUUACCCGGCCUACGGAGCCCCGCAACACCCGCCUGUACCGCACAUCAACGUCGCGCGGGACUCGACCGACUCGAUGGACAGUGUGAACGGGCACGUGAGGUUCCGGGAUGACGUGAAAUCGCCGAAACCGCGCCGUGGGACAGGCAGCUCGACGACAUCCAAUCCGCAGUCGGCUGCCUGGGAGGGGAGCUCGGCGUCGGAUCUGUCGCCGACACCCGUGAUGGAUGAAGUGGAUGAGAAGAAGAUCUUGGAGCGGAGACGGACCGAGUUGGGGAGCAAUCUUUAUGUUCCGGAGGUGGAGUAGAGAGUAAGGCCCUUUUCAAGGUGCUUUACUACGUUACUUUGUCGCCGUAUGGUCAAGGAACUCCUCCUCACCUUCGAGGAGGAAGGACCAGUUGUGUUGUGCCACUCUAUCCUAAUGGCAAUGGAUGGGCUGGGGUUUCAUCUAGAAUGGACGGCGCAUACCUGGUCGCCGGAUGGGUUUGAACCUCUUGUAGGUUUUGUUUGCAUGUCAUGA